Molecule: messenger RNA, 1870 nt
Organism: Lactuca virosa
Lineage: Eukaryota; Viridiplantae; Streptophyta; Magnoliopsida; Asterales; Asteraceae
Source: the annotation of a GenBank genome assembly
AUGAUGAAAUUAACGAUAACAAAAUUCCGUUAUGCGUGUUCAUCUGGUCGUUGGAGAGCAAAAGAGGAGGAGAUGAUAGGCUUAACUUCCAUCGCCAUUUACAGACCACUCAUUCUCUCCUCUCUAUCAGAUAAAACCAAUCCAGAUACUAAACCCCAAGUUCGCCGGAUCAACUCCGCGACACCACUACCACCGCCGUCAAUCCCGGCAGGAAAACAAGAGAAGAAACCCUCAGUUGCAGAAAUAGAACGAGCUAUUGGAGCAGGAAUUUUCAGAGAUCGUGACAUCAACAGUGAAUCUGAGCAAGAGAAAACGUUUUUUGAUUCAAUUUUGUCGAAUUCGAUUGGGAGAACGGAAGGGGAUGUGGAGAAGAAGCUUCGAGAGACUGGUGAAUGGAUAAUUGAUAAAACCGAAGGCCCAUCUCGUUCUACUGGGAAGAAUAUUCUGAAGGUGGUGUUCUUAUGGAUUCUUCCAUUGUGGAUCGUAUCAUUUCUUGUGGCUUCUGGGGUUUUAAAGCUCCCAAUCAUCUCCCCAUUUCUUGAUGAUCUCCUCAUGUGAAGUGAAACUCUCCAAUUAAUCAGGUUCAUAAAGAUAUCAUGAAGAUCAAAGGACCGGUUAAAAAGGCUGUAAAAUCCCAAAAAUGCCGAGUAAAAUUUUAUUUUAAGUAAAUCAAAACCUCAAGGAUAAAAUUGGAACAAUCAUUGCAGAAUAAAUCUCAAUGAGAUGCAGUGCGAUCAAGCCGGACCUUUUCUUUUUGAAACCAGAAGUACCUGAAACAUUUUAAACGAAAACUGUAAGCACAAAGUUUAAUGAGUUCCCCAAAAUACCACAUGUCAUACCAAUCAGUGGGCCCAAUCCUAUGGUAUAUUCCAACCCAACAUACAAUCAUGGCCCCAACCCUAGGGUAUGUUUCAACCCAACAUACAAUAAUGGGCCCAUCCUUGGGGUAUAUUCUAACCCAACAUAUAAUUAUGGGCCCAACCCUGGGGUAUGUUUCAACCCACCAAACAAUAAUGGGCCCAGCCCUGGGGUUUAUUUCAGUCUAAUCAUACAUGCAAAAGUCACAAAGACAAUUAGCAUUCACAUAACGUAAUCUAGUCGGCCGACAUUGGUGCCUUUGACCCACAAGUGUAGUGAAAAGACUCACCUCGAUUGGUAAACGAAUAGAUCUCGCACAUGAGUUGUCGGUGCUAAAGUGCUUUCCACUAAACAUAUCCACAUACCAAACCCUAAUUAGCAAUUAAGGUAAAUACCCAACUCAGCAAGUCCAAAUUCCAAGAUAAAUCGUCGCUUGGGCAAAAGACCAUUUUUCCCUUCUAAGUCCUCAACCCCUCACAGUUAACCAAAAGUCAAACUGGUCAAAAAGUCAACGGUCAACCUUUCGUUGACUUACGCACGACGUACACCUAGCUCUACGUAGGGCGUAAAGCCUUAUCCAGAAAACAGGUGAAAAUUCGGCUAUGCUGGGCGUAGCCUAGAUUACGCCCCACAUACAGUGUAUGUGUAACAUCCUAUUUCGGGUCGUCAGUGGUUAGGGUUCGUGGGCUGCAACCCGGACAUGAGGAAGUCUCGGGGUUGCUACAAGUUGCUAGAAGUGUAAGGCAUUGUGACAACCCGAAACUUUUUCCGUUAUCCUUACCAGUUUCCGUUAAUAAAAUUUGGGUUUUUAUUAAAUUCCGUCAAAUUUCUUAGUUUGGGAAGGACUUUACGUUUUAAAUAAAUAUAUGUAUUUUAUACGAUUCGGAAUAAACCGGGAAUCACACGAAAAACUUGAAACUUCCUCGAAAAAUCACCGAGUUCACGGUCAGGACGGGUUUACGACCGUAAACUCGUGUAGACCGUAAACCCGUUUACGGUCAGGUGGACCCCC